ACAUUGGUUUAGUAAUCUCUGAAUCUGGUCAAAGCAACAGACCAAUCGGUGCGUAAUGGGAAUCGCAGAUCACCAGGCAACGUCAAAGCGUAGUACAACGAAAUACUGAAGGCAACAUAUUUUUUGCUAGAUGAUACCUUCGAAACCUUUGACAUAGCAUCAUCGCACACAUACCGUACCACGCCCAAACGCAUCGAUUGAACGCACUGUUGUGAUGUUCUCUGACGAGAGGCUCCAAUUUUGGCACAGCUAUCUGGCAACGAUUUGAGCUUCGCAAAAAGCCUGCUUCAGCCUGGAGGUCGGUUUACAAAGAAUGAUUUCCACUCAUCUAUCACAGGUGAGAAAAAGUGCAAUUCUUCAAACGGUGGACAACAAGAAAUUCCAAAGCUACCUAACAAAAACAUCAUCGUUUCAACACGCACCACCGAAAUAAUAAUCGUUAACGUCAAAAGGCACUCUGUUCGUUCGGGUGCCGUUCAACUAGUCAGGUAUUUGUACAUAAGUUGAACGUCAAGUCUAACUGUGUGUGCCGUCGAAUCUGUCUUCUCUGUAAAACAUGUGGAAAACACGACUAUCGUCAUUUGUGCUUGGAUCAAAGACAUUUCUUGUAGUUUUUCCUAUUUUUCACUUAUUGUGCUCCUUCUGUGCAUCGGAAAAGCAAACAUCAACUGGUGUGCUCAAAAAUGCGACCCUGACAUCCACAACGGCAUUGAAUCGCCCGUCGGAAAGUCUACCAGUAGAUCGAGAUAUUCAGGACUCUGCCACUUUGGACAUGGAGUUGAACGCAGAGGCAGUUGUUCAAAAAUUUCCAGAGACUGCAAUUAUCUCUUCUUGGAAAUUAACAGACUAUCGAGUUUUGUACAUAGAAGAUCUGUUACAGAACAACGUGGGUGCAACUUUCUACGAUGCACGAAUCAGCAACUACACACAAUUUGUCUUCCUUCCGAAGCAGCUUGCAAUAUUUGUUGUGGGAAACACAGCAACUAUUCUCAAGUUGGACAUGACAUCAUUCUUCUUGAUGGAUAGUUUUACGCUACCACAACCCACAAAACCGAAUAUUGCCUGCCGCGAUCCGAAGAAUUGUAAAGAAGCAACAGAAAUAAGCCUAUUGGCUAUGAUGCCGAACGAACACAUGGUAUGGUUUUGCUACGUUCAUCAUUUCCAGUACUUGAACCGACCGCCUCAGCAUGUGGAAAGUCGAUGUAUGGUGCCACAAGUUGGCAAUCUUGCCGAAGCUCUCGUUCAAUGGGAGAAUCCACAUUUCAACUCGCUUGACCCAAGACAGUCGGCGAGCAUUUUGAACGCGGCUGAUGGAUACACAUAUAUUUCAGCGUUUGCUCCAGACUACGUGCGAAUAUUUCGAGCCCACAUGCCUGACUGGAAUGGCCGGGUGAACUGGACCGGAGCAUUGGUGACGGACAAAAGUCGUGUUUUUAUUUCAGAGCCAGCCACCGUGUUGCUAACAUUCGAGACAGAAAACGAAGUAUAUUUUGUGCUCCGCGAAGAGUCCGCGGCGUCCAAAUCAAGAUGCAUCCAGGCGUGUGACAACAAGGGGAAUGCUGGAAUGUUCGAGGGUAGUGUGUCAGAUGUAGCACGGCUGGUCCGAAUAUGCAAGGGAGAUCGCGGUGGACUGCCGCAUGUGAGCGCUGAGAACUUCGGUACGUUCGCGAAGUCGGACCUGCAGUGCCAGGCCGCAGACCGGGAUGGAAAUUACUACACCUACACCCACAUAUCUAAAGCAUACUGGGACAAUUCUACACAAAGACUGUACGCAGUGUUCACGACGGAGAAAUGGGCUCCCAUGGGUAGUGCUCUUUGCGUUUAUACCAAGCAUAACAUUCAGUCUUCUUUUGAUGGUCCUUUGUUGGAGUCAAGCGCAGUGGACACAUCUCUGCCACCCACACCUGUCCCAAACUCCUUCGUCAACAUUUGCCAGCGUUUCAACUCCAUGAACUUGACAAUGGAAGAACUGGAUUUUGGACGCCGCUUAUCUCUCAGAUAUCCCAAUCGGUACGAGGCCGUUUAUCCACUGUACAGGAGGGCUUUGUUUGUUCAAACUGGCAUACUGUGGAUCCAUCUUCAAGUUUACGACUUGCCGCCGCUACCAACAUACUUCCAUUUUGGCAACCCUGCAAGAACAACUAUCAUUUGGUUGGGAUCAAAGAGAAGUCUGGAUAAGAUUGUAGUCUACCAGCCAACCAAUUCCAUGGACGCAGAUAACUCACUACCGGUUGUGUGCAAACUGAAUGAAGUCCACAUCGGUCGGUCGCUCAACAUCCUAAAACAACCUUUCGAUGCAAACGAUCAACAGAAACAACAUCAGGAACGUAUUAGGAGUCAUAAGGGACGCCAAUAUCUCAAACGGAGCGCUAAGGAGUUAUACUUGAAAUUUUGGAGACUAAACUCUCAAAGUAGCGAAAUUCCAACAGCAAAAGAACCGGCAGAGGAAAUUCGUGAAGUAAAAGUUUUGUUCCCUAGACUGUUUGUCAUUACUGAUCGACAAAUCCUCUGGUUGCCCCUCACCGACUGUUCACGUUCAACCGGGUUCGAAGAAUGUCUUGAGUCCAAAGACCCCCACUGUGGCUGGAGUUGGCGGGAUGGACAAUGUAUGAAUGGAUACGAUGAGCGUAAUACACACACGGCGAGUUGGUUCAACACAUUCUCACCAUCCGUUGAUAGAAGACGCGUGGAGAAAACCCAGUGUCCAUUGGAAAGGCCCACAAAACAUCAGAAGGAUACGGCGUGGUCACCAUGGUAUCGGUGUCGUUGGUUGGAUGUGCAAGGCGAUCCAUCAAAUGCGAACAGCGACACUGAAUCUCCAAUACGCACUUUUUCCAGACCACUGGGUUAUUGUCAGUGUCGUGUUUGUCUUAGCCAAUUGGAAUGCAUCCUUGGGACGCAGGAAGUGAUCAACUGUACACGUUCCGAGAGAAACUGGCUUGAUUGGUCAGUAUGGUCACCUUGUGAUUUGAAGACGGGUGUUCAGACACGCGAGCGUCGAUGCCGUCCAAAUGCCAUAUGUGUUGGAAGCAGUCGAGAACAACGAUUCUGUUCUGAGAUAUCAGUCUGGUCUAAUUCAUUUCAGGAUAACAAAAUGUCAGACAAACUUUCCUUCUCUCCGCAAGCACGAAUCAAACCCGCCACAAUAAUGGCGAAUCUGAACGGAGAUUCAUUCAGUGUGGCCUAUGUGAUACUCAUCGCUCUCUGUUGUCUGCUUAUCGGAGUUUUCAUCGCUUCCUUUGUGUUUUGUCUUUUUCCACGGUUUAGUCACAUUUGCAGACCAGACGGGUAUAAUCGCUGUACCAUAGAACAGACCUGUAAACACCCUUUGCAUGUUUCCCGGCUAACUUCGGAAUGGAGCAAUAAAGCACCCAACCCAGCAAACAAGUGUUGGAACGAAGUUGAGACUGAUAAAGUCAACUGGAUUGAAAAACCUCUGAACAACUGCGGUCAAUCCUUGGAUCCAGAAGCAAGAUACCAAGCACUCUUGGGAAACCCGCCAGGUGGAAACAAACUGGAACGUUCUGACAGUAAACGAACGGGUUUUAGUAGGAGGUUUACGGCUUCUCAGCAACCACUCCUCUCGGGCUCACCAGUUCCUUCUCCAAUCUCCAUUCCAAGCGGUCUGUCCACGGCGUCGAUGUGUGUUCGGGAUAAAUUCACUUUUGAACACUUGACAGAUCCACCCGAAGAUCCGAAAGCAUCACUUACGCAACCUCCGUCACUGGUUUUGGAUCUCAAGCACACAAAUUCACCGACCACUUGUAUGAGCAAAUAUUGCACUACUUCGGGCCAUUGUGAAUCCGCUGAAAAUUCAUCAGUAGAACGCUCGCUCAACACACCUCACUGUGCACGAAACAGCCUUGUGUGUGGUGAACAGAGACAUGAAAACAACUAACACCCUAACACCUCAGCAGGUCACUGUGUCAACACUUUUGUUGGCAGUGUGCCCAAUCUGCCAAAAAUUAAAUCCAUUUGUUUGAAUACUGGCUACCCGAGCCCUGUUGCCAUAUUUUUCGCGUAUGUGUACGAGUUUCUGCCAUUUUGAAACUCAAACGCGCCUUGCGAAUAUUCUGUAUAGCUCUCCAUUUUAUUAUAAAAAAAUCAUCUAUCGUUAUGAAAACCGCAUGAAUACAUGGUACCAAACCGUGGUCUAUACCAAAUCUAACGUUACGAAACACACGCAUGCAAAACUGGAUAUUCUGGAAAAUAUAUGUCAUAAUAAAAUUAAAC
Messenger RNA from Opisthorchis viverrini, 4233 nucleotides. RefSeq lists its product as hypothetical. The transcript is spliced from 12 exons. Bases 557 to 3898 code for a protein of 1113 amino acids. Gene Ontology annotation, biological process: neural crest cell migration; negative regulation of axon extension involved in axon guidance; positive regulation of cell migration. NCBI's taxonomy places the organism in Eukaryota, Metazoa, Platyhelminthes, Trematoda, Opisthorchiida, Opisthorchiidae. Gene Ontology annotation, molecular function: semaphorin receptor binding; chemorepellent activity. The record is from RefSeq and is a predicted model, not a curated record.